Molecule: messenger RNA, 1453 nt
Organism: Helianthus annuus (common sunflower)
Lineage: Eukaryota; Viridiplantae; Streptophyta; Magnoliopsida; Asterales; Asteraceae
Product: E3 ubiquitin-protein ligase SP1
Exons: 11
Coding region: 160-1173 (337 amino acids)
Biological process (GO): organelle organization; protein ubiquitination
Molecular function (GO): ubiquitin-protein transferase activity
Source: RefSeq, a predicted model, not a curated record
CCUAAAUCAACCAUUAAAUCCAAAAAAAGAACCCUAAUUUCACCCCCAAUUUUCCCCAUAACUCGAAACUCACGUCAUUCUCCGUCAAGCCCUAUGUUCAUUCUCCAAUGUUCAAAACAUAAAUUCCGUUAAUCCCUUUGGUACACUAGUUAUACUAUUAUGGUUCCUUGGGGUGGAGUUACUUGUUGUUUGAGUGCUGCUGCUCUUUAUCUGCUUGGCAGAAGUAGCGGAAAGGAUGCAGAGGUUCUUAAAUCGGUGACUCGAGUAAAUCAGUUGAAAGAUUUGGCACAACUACUAGAAGCUGCAAACAAAGUGUUGCCUUUUGUUGUGACAAUAUCCGGUAGAGUCAGUUCCGAUACUCCAAUUAAUUGCGAGUAUAGUGGUUUGCGAGGAGUUAUUGUGGAGGAAACGGCAGAACAGCACUUUUUGAAACAUAAUGAUGCUGGUUCAUGGAUUCAAGACUCUGCACUGAUGCUAUCAAUGUGUAAAGAGGUUCCGUGGUACCUGGAUGAUGGAAGUGCUCGUGUAUAUGUUGUUGGAGCUCGUGGUGCCGCUGGUUUGGUAUUAACCGUUGGAAGUGAAGUGUUUGAGGAAUCAGGAAGAUCGCUUGUUCGUGGAACAUUAGACUAUCUGCAAGGUCUUAAAAUGCUUGGAGUCAAGCGAAUCGAACGUGUUCUACCAACAGGCACUCCAUUAACUGUUGUUGGUGAGGCUAUUAAAGAUGACAUUGGAACUGUUCGGAUCCAGCGACCCCUUAAAGGUCCAUUCUACGUCUCUCAUAAAACCAUCGAUCAACUCAUUGCAAAUCUCGGGAAAUGGGCCAGGUGGUACAAGUAUGCUUCAGUGGGUUUUGCUGCAUUUGGUUUUUAUUUGAUUGCUAAGCAAGCUUUUCAAUACAUUAUGGAAAGAAAACGUCACUGGGAAAUAAAGAAAAGAGUUCUUGAUGCUGCAGCCAAAAGAACGACUUCAGACACCGAAGAAUUUGGAGUCAAUGGCACCCGAAAAGACGGACAAAUGCCUGAUAUAUGCGUUAUAUGCCUUGAGCAGGAGUACAAUUCUGUUUUUGUCCCGUGUGGUCAUAUGUGCUGCUGCGUGACAUGUUCGUCACACUUGACAAGUUGUCCACUAUGUCGAAGUCGAAUCACGCAGGUGGUGAAGACCUACCGUCACUGAGAUAUUGUCUAUUCGACAACUGUGAAAGUCAUAAUUUGUACUUUCUUUUGACCGUGUAUCUAAUAAGCGGUUUUGCGAGUUGUGUGUAUUCAUAUUUAACAGAUUUUGCCGGUGAACCCGGUUGUUUUUCAUCUUCUUUGAUAACUAGAACCAACAUUUAGCAUAACUUGUAUAUUAGAAAUUACUAUAUCUCCAUCUUUUCAUAUUCUUCUCUUUACCCACAUGUGUAAAUAUAUGCAUUUCAUAAAGUAACUUUAGCAAAUAUUAGUAGUUAUAUUUC